This is a messenger RNA of Penicillium bovifimosum, 3759 nucleotides long. RefSeq lists its product as uncharacterized. The transcript has a single exon. Lineage: Eukaryota; Fungi; Ascomycota; Eurotiomycetes; Eurotiales; Aspergillaceae. The record is from RefSeq and is a predicted model, not a curated record. Bases 1 to 3759 code for a protein of 1252 amino acids. Gene Ontology annotation, molecular function: hydrolase activity, acting on acid anhydrides, in phosphorus-containing anhydrides; zinc ion binding; ATP binding.
AUGAGCGAAGAUGGGGAUCAACGGCCAGCAAAGAGGCAGCGCUUCUUCUCCGACCCGCCAGCACCACCUUUACCGACCGAAACUCGAGAUGGACCGGACCUGUUUCGUCGCCUACUCUUACAACAUGGCAAUGGAGACCGCGAGCCUCGAACGGAGCAUGACGCUACUAUAGAGAACGGUUCGCUUGAUACCGUUCCCGAGUACUUCCCUGCCUGGCCGAAACGGAGGCACUAUACAAAACGAUGUGGAACCAAGAACGACGAUGUACCCAUUCCCGACGAUGCUAUCCCAUCCCAGAAUGGAGCAGGCCCUCAAGGAGUUGCCAACCUUGAUCGCGUUCCCGAUUACUCCCCUCCCUCGCCAAAACCGAGGCAGUAUUCACGACGAUUUGGAACCAAGAACGACGAUGUACCCAUUCCCGACGCCGCUGUCCCUCCCCAGAAUGGAGGCCCUCAAGGAGUUGCCAACACCGCACCAGUCGCAGCGGCCGAUGGCUUUGAUGUCGACCUUUUCACCAGCAUCGUGGGCGAGAAAUUGCCUGUCGAUGCAAUCAAAACAAUUCGAUCCGCCGCUACGAACAACAUUGAGCGGGCUGUGAACAUAUACUUUGAUGGAUCAUGGAAGAAGCCUGUGCAGUCAAAUGGCCCCGUUGCUAUCCCCCAGCCGAGAGAUGUUCCAGUAACACCUGGUUUCGGAAGGGCGGAUGCAGAUGGUUUGGUUUUGCAUUUACAGUAUCAGCCCGCAGCACGGUACGUGGGCGGAUUCGGCGUGGAAGGAUGGGCAACUCGAAGUGGUCCGGCUUUGCUCAAGCAUGGUGACACUGUUUUCAUCGAACGCGCACGCUCCCAGCCAAUGACGAAACGUGGCAGAGGAGGCAGAACAUUUGUCAAUCACAAAUCCGAUGUCUUGACCCGAUUUACCAACAAGGCAGGCCAGGAAAUUGGCCGGCUACCGCACGAGACCGCUGAAUGGGUUUCUACGCUGAUUGAUCAGAAGAUCUGCCGCUUUGAAGGAGUCUGCGUGUUUGUACCCGAUAGGGUGCGAGUCAACGAUACCAUUUACCUGCAACUCCACGUCUAUAUGCUCAAAGAAGCGUUUCGGAGUGCGGCGUUCGCCGCUAUGAACCCCGACGACAACAGAUCUACCGGACUUUUCGAAGAGAGUGAGAGCAACGAGGAAAAGAAUCUGCGACUCCGACAAGUUGCUCUUGUAAAGUUGUUCAACGAGAUUGGCCUUCAUCCUACCUCGACCAACCCGACUACCGAAAGGCACAAAAAGGAUGGCAUUCUACGUGCUGCUGAAAUUGCAGAGCAAUACGACACGAAAAAGGAGAAAGAUAAAUCUAGCGAAGACGAAACCGAAGAACUGCAAGAGGACCAACUCGACACUCUGUAUCGAAAGGCACAGUCAUUUGACUUCAACAUGCCAGCUGCAGACCCUCCUCCUACGUUUACGCUCAGUCUACGCAAGUACCAACAACAAGCCCUUCACUGGAUGCUGUCAAAAGAAAAAGAUUCCAAAGAAACGCGUGAAAAGUCAAUGCAUCCCUUAUGGGAGGAAUACACUUGGCCCCUAAAGGACGUUGACGACCAUGAGCUACCAAAAGUUCAAGACCUUGACCACUUCUAUGUGAACCCUUAUUCCGGAGACCUCAGUCUUGAAUUCCCUCUUCAGGAGCAGCACUGCCAAGGUGGAAUCCUGGCUGAUGAAAUGGGUCUUGGUAAAACCAUCGAGAUGCUUAGUCUGGUUCAUUCACACAGGGUUGAGCCAGAUCCGCAGCUGAUGAACGGUCUCAACUCAGGCAAUGAACUUGCGAUGACUCCAAGCUCUACCGGUGUAAUUCCUGCGCCAUACACCACCCUUGUCGUUGCACCUACAUCCCUGAUCUCUCAAUGGGAAAGCGAGGCACUCAAAGCAGGAACAAUGAGGGUACUCGUCUACUACGGAGCCGACAAGGCCUUCAAUCUGCGGGAUUUAUGCAGUAUAUCCAAUUAUGACGGAGCUCCACAGGUGAUUGUCACCAGUUAUGGCGUGGUGUUGUCGGAAUUCCGCCAGCUCGCCUCCCAGUCUGCAGUGCCCAGCAUGAAUAGAGGUCUAUUCUCUGUGGAAUUCUUCCGGGUGAUCCUUGACGAAGCCCAUGUGAUCAAGAACCGCCGUUCCAAAUCCGCCAAGUCGUGCUGUGAGUUGAAAGCAAGGCAUCGAUGGGCACUGACCGGUACGCCAAUCGUCAAUCGUCUCGAGGACCUCUUCAGCCUAGUGCGCUUCCUGAGGGUUGAGCCGUGGAGCAAUUUCUCUUUCUGGAAGACGUUCAUCACUGUACCCUUUGAAUCGAAAGAAUACGUGCGCGCCCUGAAUGUCGUGCAAAGUGUCCUGGAACCCCUUGUCCUUCGGCGGACAAAGUCGAUGAAAACCCCAGAGGGCGAACCACUGGUUCCGUUGCCCAAGAAGAUAGUCAAGAUUGAGGAGGUCGAGCUACCGCAACAAGAACGAGAGAUUUACGACCUCAUCUUCACGCGAGCGAAACGGACCUACAACGACAACGUCGAGGCUGGCACACUAUUGAAGUCUUACAGUACGAUCUUUGCGCAAAUUCUGCGUCUUCGUCAGACCUGCUGCCACCCUGUGUUGACUCGCAACAAAGCCAUCGUCGCAGACGAGGAGACUGCAGCAAUGGCAGCCGGCGCAACCGACGAAUUCAAAGACGACAUGGAUCUGCAAGAAUUGAUCAAGCGAUUCAACGCCGAGAACGAGAACGCCCAGUCCCAAGAUACCCCGGGAACGAUGGUAAAGUUCACAUCCCACGCUCUCCGCCAGAUCCAAACCGAAUCCAGCGGCGAAUGCCCAAUCUGCUGCGAAGAGCCAAUGGUCGAUCCCGCCGUAACCGCCUGCUGGCACAGCGCAUGCAAGAAAUGUCUCGAAGACUUCCUGCAACACCAAAAGAACAAAGGCGUCCAAGCCCGCUGCUUCAACUGUCGAGCUCCAGUGGACGAAAAGAAUGUCUUCGAGGUAAUCCGCCAUUCACCCUCCACCUCAGUCUCAUUCAACGACGACAUCGUCAGCAGCACACCACCAAGCAGCUCCCAGCCCGCACCACGCAUCUCCCUCCGUCGCAUCCACCCUCUCUCCCCUUCCGCCCACACUUCAGCCAAGAUCCAAGCCCUCAUCAACCACCUCACCCGUCUUCCCCCCAACACCAAAUCCGUCGUCUUCUCCCAAUUCACUUCUUUCCUAGACCUCAUCGGUCCACAGCUUUCUCGUGUCGGCAUCUCCCAUCUUCGUCUGGAUGGCUCAAUGCCCCACAAGGCUCGCGCGGCUGUCCUAGCUGAAUUCGCUAAAGAGCAGAGCUUUGACGAUGACCUCGAUGCGGAAGACGAUACACCAUCGAGUACCCCGGCCAGUAGCCGACCUGCACCGAAGACCGCAUCCUCGACACCGGCUCCGACAGUUCUACUCAUUUCUCUUCGCGCUGGCGGUGUCGGCCUCAACUUGACGGCGGCUAGCAAUGUCUUCGUCAUGGAUCCGUGGUGGAGCUUCGCUAUCGAAGCGCAGGCUAUCGACCGUGUCCAUCGAAUGGGUCAGACUCGUGAUGUUCAUGUGACGCGUUUCGUGGUUAAGGAUUCUAUUGAGGGCCGCAUGCUGCGCGUGCAAGAAAGGAAAAUGAAUAUUGCCGGCUCGUUGGGAUUGAAGAUUGGUGGCGAUGAUGGUGAUGAUGAUAAGGGGAAGGAGAGACUUGCGGAGUUGAAGAUGUUGUUCGAGUAG